Fonsecaea erecta is the source of this 450-nucleotide messenger RNA. RefSeq lists its product as hypothetical. The transcript has a single exon. Bases 1 to 450 code for a protein of 149 amino acids. NCBI's taxonomy places the organism in Eukaryota, Fungi, Ascomycota, Eurotiomycetes, Chaetothyriales, Herpotrichiellaceae. The record is from RefSeq and is a predicted model, not a curated record. Gene Ontology annotation, cellular component: membrane.
AUGAAUGAACAUUCUCGAAUACCGGAUGAAAACCUUCUCGUGCUUCCCGUUCUGGUUAGGGGAUGUGUUGAUAUUGAGAUCACUUUUCUCCAGAACCUAGCGUACAAAAGCACUUGUUUCAUCAUUUUGGAUUCCCCAGGGAGACCGAACAACCAGUUGAAGAAAGAAGAACAACCCCAGAAACAUACCAAAACACAACUCAAUACCCCAACCAGUAUUAUGAGUCGACUCGCAUUAUCAGCAUCCGACGUCCUCCUGUACGUCCUCGCCCUGUUCCUGCCUCCCGUGGCGGUCCUCCUCAAGACCGGGUUCGGGGGCGAUUUCAUCAUCAACAUCCUGCUGUGUCUGCUGUGGUGGUUCCCGGGCAUCAUCCACGCCUGGUGGGUGCUUUACCGGUACGACAGGUCACGGACGGAGGAGGAGACGUACAUCCUCAAGCAAACCACGUAA